Messenger RNA from Elgaria multicarinata webbii, 2547 nucleotides. RefSeq names its product vomeronasal type-2 receptor 26-like. Bases 1 to 2547 code for a protein of 848 amino acids. The record is from RefSeq and is a predicted model, not a curated record. NCBI's taxonomy places the organism in Eukaryota, Metazoa, Chordata, Lepidosauria, Squamata, Anguidae. Gene Ontology annotation, molecular function: G protein-coupled receptor activity. Gene Ontology annotation, cellular component: plasma membrane. The transcript has 6 exons. Gene Ontology annotation, biological process: G protein-coupled receptor signaling pathway.
AUGUGGGAUUUGCAGCCUGUUCUUCCCAAGUAUUACCAGACAGGAGAUUUCAUCUUUGGAGGCGUUAUUUUUCAGGCCUCCUUCUAUGUCAGACCAAACAAUUUCAGCAAACACCCUUCUGGGCCACCAUUGAAAAAAAUCGUGGUGAUGGAGAACUACCAGCACAUCCUAGCAUUGGCAUUUGCUGUAAAGGAGAUUAAUGAAAAUCCCCAAAUACUACCCAAUAUUACACUGGGGUUCAAAAUUUAUGAUGGCUAUUUGAUUGCAAGGUGGACAUACUAUGCAGCAAUGCGAUUUAUUUCCCCAAACAACAACCUUGUACCCAACUACAAAUGUGAGAUCCAGGACAAUCUACUGGCAAUUAUUGAGGAAUUGAAUGCUGACCUCUCCCAACAAAUACCAAAUCUUUUGGGCAUCUACAAGAUUCCACAGCUCAUGUAUGGUUCUGCAACAGUGAAAAUGGAGGACCCCAAACUCCACUCCUUCUACCAGAUGGUUCCAAAUGGAUUGCAUCAGUACAGGGGGAUAAUCCAGUUACUUCAUCAUUUCAACUGGAGAUGGGCUGGAUUCAUAGCUGCAAAUGGGGAACAUUUGCAAUGGUUCAUGCACACAAUGCUUCCUGAGUUUUCCAAGAGAGAAAUUUGUUUUGCUGUUUUAGAAUCAUUCACCAGUUUAUGUUAUGAUGCUGAAAAGGGUAAUUUUUUGACCUGUGCUUUGGAAUUUUACAACAAGAUCAUGAACUGCAAAGCCAAUGUGAUAGUCUUCAAUGGAGAUACACGAUCAAUGGUAAUUUUGAGAUAUUUGCUAAGUACAUCUAUUAAAGAUCUAAUGGAAAAUAUAAAAGGCAAGGUCUGGAUUUUGACAGUAGGUAUGGAAUUAAAAUUUGUCACCAGAAGAAGUUGGGAAAUAGACAACUUUCAUGGUGCUUUAUCAUUUGUACUCCACUCCAAUGAACUUCAAGGAUUCCAGGAAUUUCUUCAUAGCAGAAACCCAUCCAGUGCUAAAGGAGAUGGUUUCAUCAAGGAGUUCUGGGUUCAGGCAUUUGACUGUACAUUCCAGGAUUCUGUUAUAGACAGUAUGAGUGAAAAUAUCUGCAGUGGAGAGGAGAAGCUGGAGACUCUUCCUGAGCAUGUCUUCCCAAUGAGUGUAACAGGCCACAGCUACAGCAUUUACAAUGCUGUCUAUGCUGUGACUUAUGCCUUGCAUGCCAUGGAUUCAUCCACAUUGAAAAGGAAGUCAAUAAUUAAAGGAGAGAAAAGGAAGCUUUAUAACUAUCAGGCCUGGCAGCUUCACCAUUUCCUUAAAUCUGUGUCAUUCAACAACAGUGCUGGGGAAAAGGUUUACUUUGACCAGAAUGAGGAGAUAGUUCCAAGAUUUGACAUCAUAAACUGGAUAACUUAUGCAAACCAAUCUUUCAUUAGAGCAAAAGUUGGAGGGAUGGAUCCCCAGGCUCCCCCAGAUGAAGCAUUCACCAUUAAUGAGGAUGUCAUUGUAUGGCAUAACUGGUUUAACCAGGCACAGCCGCUUUCUCUGUGUAAUGACAACUGCCAACCUGGUUAUAGGAAGAACAGGAAGGAGGGGGAGCCCUUCUGUUGUUAUGCUUGCAUCCCAUGCCCAAAAGGGUGGAUAUCUGACCAAAAAGAUAUGCCUGAAUGUUUUAAAUGUCCAGAUGAUCAUUAUGCAAACAAGGGUCAAAAUGUAUGCCUCCCCAAGGUUAUAAGCUUCUUAUCUUAUGAAGAACCUUUGGGUAUCAGUUUAGGAAUUUGUGCUCUUUCAUUUUCUUUGAUCACAGCUCUGGUGAUAAGAACAUUUAUGAAACACCAUAACACUCCCAUCGUCAAAGCCAACAACCGAGAUCUGACCUACACUCUUCUCAGCUCCCUCCUGUUCUGCUUCCUUUGUGCAUUUCUUUUCAUUGGCCAGCCUGAGAAGGUGACGUGCCUUCUCCGCCAAAGUGCCUUUGGCAUCGUCUUCACCAUGGCUGUUUCUUCUGUGUUGGCAAAAACCAUCACUGUGGUUCUGGCUUUCAUGGCCACACAGCCAGGAUCCAGAAGCAAGAAGUGGGUGGGGAAAAGUCUGGCUUACUCUGUUGUACUUUCUUGUUCUUCUCUUCAAGCUGUAAUUUGUCUUGUAUGGCUUGCAAGCUUCCCCCCAUUUCCAGAUAUGGACAUGCAUUCCAUGAGUGAAGAAAUUGUACUGCAGUGUAAUGAGUCCCCAUCCAUUAUGUUUUACUGUGUCCUGAGCUACAUGGGCUUGUUGGCCAUUGCCAGCUUCACUGUGGCUUUCUUUGCCCGGAGGUUGCCAGACAUUUUUAAUGAAGCCAAAUUCAUCACUUUCAGUAUGUUGGUAUUUUGCAGUGUUUGGUUGUCUUUUGUUCCAACAUACCUGAGCAGCAAAGGGAAAUAUAUGAUAGCUGUGGAAAUAUUCUCUAUUUUAUCCUCUGGUGCUGGAUUGCUGUUUUGCAUCUUUUCCCCAAAAUGCUACAUUAUUUUCCUGAGACCUGAAAUGAACAAUAGGGACUAUUUAAUACAUAGGAGAAGACAAUGA